Messenger RNA from Rhagoletis pomonella (apple maggot), 1493 nucleotides. RefSeq names its product DNA mismatch repair protein Mlh1 (gene Mlh1). The record is from RefSeq and is a predicted model, not a curated record. The transcript has 4 exons. Gene Ontology annotation, biological process: mismatch repair. Gene Ontology annotation, cellular component: MutLalpha complex. NCBI's taxonomy places the organism in Eukaryota, Metazoa, Arthropoda, Insecta, Diptera, Tephritidae. The annotation marks the transcript as partial. Gene Ontology annotation, molecular function: ATP-dependent DNA damage sensor activity; mismatched DNA binding; ATP binding.
CGUGCUCCUAUCAGCACAUCGAUAUUUUUCCGACAUUCCUAACGUACAUUGAUAAAAUGGAGCCGGGCGUGAUAAAGAAAUUAGAUGAAGUCGUUGUAAAUAGGAUCGCAGCUGGAGAAAUCAUUCAAAAGCCGUCUAACGCACUCAAAGAGCUCGUCGAGAACAGUCUAGACGCGAAAGCAACUCAUAUCCAGGUAACUGUGAAAUCUGGUGGCCUGAAACUAUUGCAGAUACAAGACAAUGGGACAGGCAUACGACGAGAGGAUCUUCCUAUCGUGUGUGAACGGUUUACAACGUCAAAGCUAUCGAAAUUCGAAGAUUUAAGCAAUAUUGGAACCUUCGGAUUUCGCGGAGAAGCUUUGGCAAGCAUAAGCCAUGUGGCUCACUUAUCCAUACAAACUAAAACAGCUAAUGAGUCCUGUGGCUACAAGGCCACAUAUGAGGAUGGGCUAUUGAAGGGACCACCAAAAGCUUGUGCUGGAAAUCAAGGAACAACUAUUAUCGUGGAAGAUCUCUUCUAUAAUAUGCCACAGAGACGGCAGUGUUUAAAAUCACCUGCCGAAGAAAUGCAAAAAAUUUGUGAAGUCAUGUCCAAAUAUGCGGUCCACAAUUCAAACGUUGCCUUCACACUGAAAAAGUAUGGCGAACAGCCAGCAGUACGCACAGUAGGCAGUAAUUCUCGCGAAGAAAAUAUAUCUCACAUAUACGGACCGCAAAUCGGUCGCACUUUGUUACCCGUUGAUUACGAAGACGAUGUACAUAAAUUUAAAAUGACCGCACUGGUAACAAAGGUAGACUAUUCAGCUAAGCGGGGCACAAUGUUACUGUUCAUAAACCAUAGACUAGUGGAUUCUGCUGCCCUAAAAACAGCCAUUGACGGAGUCUACAGCACCUACCUGCCAAAAGGGAUGCACCCUUUUAUUUAUAUUAGUCUAGAAAUGGCUCCCAAACAGUUGGAUGUUAAUGUUCAUCCAACAAAGCAUGAAGUUCACUUUCUGUAUGAAGAUGAAAUAAUUGAUAAAAUCAAAAGGCGAAUAGAAUUAAAGUUACUGGGUAGUAAUGCAGCUCGUACUUUUUACAAACAGCUACGUUUCUCAGUUGUACCCAGUUCUGAACAUAAUAUCGAGGAGGCAGACGUAAAAAAUAAAGACAAGGAGCGUAAUGAUAAAGAUCGUGUCCGCACCGAUUCUAAAGAACAAAAAUUAGAAAAGUUUCUUUUGCAAAAGCAAACAUCUGAACCUACCACCAAUUCAAAUUCUACGAGUAUCGGUAAUGUGACUGAUGACAGCUUGUGCGUUGGUACUUCGCGCAAGUCGCAGGUUCAACUUACGAGCGUAAAGCAAAUGCAAGACAAUAUAGAGCGACGGCUCAAUAUUAUGUUGCGUAAGACACUUAAAGAGCUUGUUUUUGUGGGAAUAGUGGACCAAACAUUUGCCCUGUUUCAGCAGGAAACUAAGCUAUUUUUAUGCAAUACAAUCAAGGUUUGGUAUGUA